Molecule: messenger RNA, 2378 nt
Organism: Magallana angulata
Lineage: Eukaryota; Metazoa; Mollusca; Bivalvia; Ostreida; Ostreidae
Product: neurocalcin homolog
Exons: 2
Coding region: 965-1528 (187 amino acids)
Molecular function (GO): calcium ion binding
Source: RefSeq, a predicted model, not a curated record
AGUCUCGUUCGCGUUCAAUAUUUUGUGAGCUUUUGUAUAAGCUUUUUUGUUUUGUGACAAAAUGCCUUUGACGUCAAAAUCAAAUAAACUGCAAAACCAAUUGGUAUGACGUCUAUUAUUCCGAAAUGUUACGCGAAAUUCAAAGAACAAGAUCAACAAAGAGAAUAAAGCAUGCCGCUUAUUUCAAAUUAAAGAUAAAAACGUUUACAGCAGAAAAAAUAUAAAAAAGGAGAAUUUCAGGCUCCAUAUUUUAUGCAUAAUUCAUUAAGGCACUGUGCCACUUAAAGUCGGCUGCUUUGUAUUGCAUCAUACAUUCUUUAACUCUGUUUGUCUGAAACCUAUAUAUUGAUCGAAUAUUGCAUAAAUACAAAUUCAACGCCACCGGGAAAUUAUCAAGUAUAAAGUUUCGUUUCGUGUGUUCGUUAGACAGAUGUGAAGUAGGGAAUACAUUUUCAGUUAAUAAUGACGGUCGCGCUAAAGUUUUGCAAUCCACUUUAACACUUAAACAUAUUAGCCCUCCAUUGUUCCCGAGUUUCUGUGACACCGCCGGACGGCGGAUUGUAGAUAAAUUACAAUUAAGCACAACACUGAAUUCAAAAAGGAACUUUAAAUUCUUUUUACUGUAUACGAUUUCAACACGUUGCAAAAUCCAGUGACCGCGACACUGAUAAACUGCCGGGUGGUCAAUACUGUGUGCGCUUUGUGAUACAAGGCCUGCAGUGCUAAUCGAAGAGUGCGGAAUGUCCGCCCCACAUUGAAGAUUCCCGGUGUCAUUGCAAAUAUCCGGAGUAUUUCCCGCAGGAAAGCUCGGAAUCAGUUACACCAUCCGAGUGAAAUUGAUUGUUAAUAAGUUAUGGAAUAAUUAAUAAACCGAGAUCUGAAAAACUAUCUUUAUUGAACACCAUGUGAUACAUUUCGAUAAGUUAAACUUUCGGUGGCAAGUAAAUUUACUCUACUCGCAGCAAUGGGGAAACAGAACAGUAAACUUGAACCUAAGGAGCUGAGUGACCUAAACCUACAGACAAACUUUACUGAGGCGGAACUACAACAAUGGUACAAAGGAUUCCUCAAGGAGUGUCCGAAGGGAAGCCUCACCAUGUCAGAGUUCAAGAAGGUCUAUUCGGACUUUUUCCCUCGGGGAGACGCCACCACAUUUGCCGAGUAUGCCUUUAAGGCGUUUGACAUCAAUCAAGAUGGCACCCUGGAUUUUCGGGAAUUUAUGUGCGCCCUGAGUGUGUCCUCGCGAGGCUCGCUGGAGGAGAAGAUUCAGUUCGCCUUUCGCAUCUAUGAUAUCGAUGGCGACGGGUUCAUUACGAAACACGAGAUGGUGGAAAUCAUUGGGGCAAUCAACAAAAUGGUGGAUUCGUCAUCGAAGACAAAACACAGUAAGAUGACCCCCGAGGAGAGGACCGACGUCAUCUUUAAGCGGAUGGACAAAAACUCGGAUGACAAGUUGUCGCUGGAGGAAUUCACUGACGGCGUAAAAGAGGAUCGGUCCAUCGUCCAAUUCCUGCAAGGCGACCCGUGAAAAUCCCCGCCGUAGGAAACAUUAAAGACGGGAUUGAUUCCGAAUAAAAAUCUCGACUUGUCAUAAAAUACGAUUACCUCUGGUUCCCUGUAGAGGUUUGCGCUCGUUCAUAUAGCUACAUAACCUCUAAUAAUCAAUAGUCAUUCUAUUCAUCAGGAUUUUAAACUUCGGAUGAAAAUUUUAAAGCGCAAAUAAGUGUUUGCUUCUAUGUGUAUCCCUUUCUAUAUGUUGAGUGCAUGGAUAUUAGCUUCAAAAAUGUGUUUCGUAAAAAUAAUUCAAAUCAUUCCAUUGUCCACGUCGUCGGUUUUUAUUCCUCGAGGACGAAAUUUACCCCCGAUAUAUCUGAAGUACAGUUUUGUUUGCAAGCCUUUCAACUGAUUUCAAUUUUUAUUCUAAUAAGUGCGCUAGAAAAUGUGGUGACUUAACAUUGUCAGGAAUGAAAUCUUAAGAAAAAGCAAUUCUGAAGUUGAGAAAAUUGUAAAUGUGACUCUUGUAUAUUAUUUUUUAUGUGAUUCGGGUCAGAUAAAAAACUACCAUUCAAGCUAACACAUGGCGAUGAAGGGAUUAUGUUGCCUAUUUAAUUAAUAAAGUCUGUUUUCAACUCUAAUGCUUGGACCGCUGGGGAAUAUCUCCGAUUUCUUCCCGAAUUAACAAGACUUUUUGCAAAACAGACAUUAUUUAAGAAUCUUAACACAGUUUGACGAAUGCCACGGAAAGAGAACUUUGCGAUAUUUCAUUCUAUAAUGUCUAGCACUAUGACAAGCUAAGACUAAGACAAAGUCUUUACCAUUUAGCAUAAAUAUAAUAAUAAGCAUACGUGUAAACUUUUUAUGCAAUAAAAAUAAGAAAA